GGAGGAGCGCGGGGGUGCACGCGCUCCGAGUGUCGGGUGGACGGGGGCCGGGGGCUUUGGGGCCCGGGGAGAGCACAGGGGGCACGGGCCCCUGGCGCGGGCUGGGCGCGGGGGCGCUGGCGCUGAGUGAAGGGGCGGUGAGUCCCACGUGCAGCCUCGCCCCAUGUGGGAACCCAGGCGCACGCUCCAAGCGUCUGUCACGUUCGGUCUCCGCGCGGGCCUGUGGAGAAGCCCCCGGUGCGCUUCUGGUCUCCAGCCAAGCCACUGUUGUUUCCUGCACCCGGAGUCUGUAGUUGUGAACAACUUCCCCUUGGAGCAGCUCCUGGCGCGGUUGGAGGCCAGCGCUGGAGACGGUCCAGAGCAGUGGGACGCUCUACACAUCUGCGGGAGGAAAGCUCUCCCCCGGGUCCUAUCCGAAACACUUGUCCUGGGUGUCCAGGUAUCCGCCAGGCACACACGUGUGUUCAUGGGGUUCCUCGCCAUGUGGGGAUCCCCGGCUGCAGGUCUCAGAAUACAGGUUGGAAUCUGGGCCAGCUCAGAACUCCGGAAUGCAUCUAGAAGCAGCAGCUGUCUCCCAGGCUGCCCACCGUGCCAGAGCCGUAGUCCUCGGAGCUCCCUGCUGGGGGCCCAACCUCGCUAGGGGAGAACCCGGCUCGGCGUCCGCCCUUUCCUCCGCACCCCCAUCCCAGGCCGCAGUACAGGUGGCCUCUCCUCCCGGGGGCCCUGCUGCUCCUGUGUGGCAGCCCGUGCUCCCGGGAUGGGGCCAAGCAACUCCCCAUGACCCUGCAGUCCAGCCACGGGCCCAUGAGCUGGCAGCCCUCCGCCUGUUUUGGAAGCUUUGGGAAGCGCGUCCGGUGGUGCGGAGCCAAGUGUGGGAGGGACGCACCUUCCAAAGUGGGCCCGGCCUGGUGUGGCGGGUGUCCCUUUAGUUCGGAUCAGUGCCACCGAUCACGGCCCCAGGUGGUGGUCCCGCAGCGGCCGCAGUGCCGGCUCCUUGAGGCCUGGCCCUUCUCUCUUCAGUGAGGCCUGUAGGGGCAUUUCCGCCUGUGACGGGUGACAGAGGUCAGCGCUGCCUUGCGGCCCCCUCCCCGCAGUUCUGCCCUGGGUGCCCCUGCAGGGGCCUUCUCACCGUGGGGAGCCAGGGGUGCUGGUGAAGGGCAGGCCCAGGACUGUGCCCCCCACAAGAAGUUGGAGGAGGGCCUUAUGUGGGUGGAAGGGACAGAUUUUAAAGCAACGCUCAGGAAAAAACGUCAAGCAGGAAUGAAAGUGGCCAUUUCUGAAGGGAGCCCUGCAGGGUCUGGUACCUUCUGUGCGUCUCGGCAUCCUCACUGCUGUUUCUGCUUCCCUGGCACGGGGCAGGGGGAGGCCGGGCUCCAGGGGUCACUGGGCCGCCACGGGGCGGUAGAGGUUUCCUAGGGUAGGCGGCUGCCUUUGUCCAGGGUGGGCAUCUUCACUCACGUCCUUGGAGAGCGGGUCCCUGGCACCCGGGCUGAGUGAGAAGCACAGAGGUAGUUGGAGGCCCUCUUUCUGGCGCGCGUGACGGCCCUUCCCAGCCCCGGUGAGAGGCUGCCUUCCUUUGGCCACCCCUGCUGGGUGGCAGGCCUGAGGCUCAGGGGCUUCUUGAGCAGAUGUUUUUGGAGACAGCAGGUAAAAGGCUUCCUGUGCAGCCUGGAAGACCCGCCAGCCAAUGGGCUGCAGCCCAGAGGCGAGACCGUGCGCACGUGAGCCCAACGUGAGCCCUUGGCCCUUUGCUUCCUGUGAUCCAAGAGCAGAGGAGGCCUGGGUUUCUCCCUGCUGGCUGGGGGGAGGCCCCUCCUUCCUUCUAGCUGUCCCGUAACUCAGGAGGAAGAAGCCAUGGGAGUCCAGGAAGUAGAAAGAAGAAGCUGGUGAGCUUGCUGGGUUCUGGUGUCUGAGACUUCCGCCCCGGGAUUCGGGGGACGCCAGUCACAGAAAUAAACACAGGAGGAAAGAAGAACAGCCGGGCGCAUCUGACUGUAGUAGUUCCCCUUGCUGAGCGAGGCCCAGGCCUGUGUUGAAAUCACGGUACUGGGGUGAAGUCUUACUCUGCCCUCGGUGGCCCCUGGGGGUUCUCUGCCCCCGUCACUGACCCCUGUACUGUGGUCUGGUGUGUGCCUGGCCCGGCAGGUCCUCCUCUGCCACGUCCUCUGGGCCAUCGCGGGCGUGACUGCUCCUCCUCUGGGUCUGGCACUUGGACACGCCAGGUGCUGGGGCACCGUGAGAAGCAGGCCGUCAGACCUUGCGGGGGAGGUGCACGCAGCGCAGCGAUCACAGCCGGCGCCGUGAGCACGUGAGAGGAGCCCAGUGUCCCCGGGGACCUGGCUCUUAAAUUGCAUUUAGUUUUCGUUACUUAACAUUUAUGGGCCCCACGUGGUUGGCAGCCACUCUAUGGGAGCUGCAGCCCUGGAGCCCCCAGAAGUGGUGACAGCGUGGCCUGGCUGGGCCUGGCUCCUGGAUCGCCACAAGCUCCAGGUACAGCGUCCCCUUCGGUCUCCUGCAGGGCCGUCGGGGGCCUGGGCAGCAUGGCGCUCUCCGGCCCGGAGGUGGAGAAGCAGGUGCCGGCGGAGCCCAGGCCGGGCUGCAAGCUGCAGUCCUGGUGGAGCCUGGCGUUCUGCCUCUGCUUCUACGGCUUCAUGUCCCAGAUGCGGCCCGGGGAGAGCUUCAUCACGCCCUACCUCCUGGGCCCCGACAAGAACUUCACGCAGAAGCAGGUCACCAACGAGAUCACGCCGGUGCUGUCCUACUCCUACCUGGCAGUGCUGGUGCCCGUCUUCCUGCUGACCGACUACCUGCGCUACAAGCCAGUGCUGCUGCUGCAGGGCCUGAGCUACGUGUCCGUGUGGCUCCUGCUGCUGUUCGGCUCGUCCGUGCUGCACAUGCAGUUCAUGGAGUUCUUCUUCAGCAUCACCAUGGCGGCCCGCAUCGCCUACUCCUCCUACAUCUUCUCACUGGUGCCCCCCGCCUGCUACCAGCGCAUGGCCGGCUACUCGCGGGCCUCCGUGCUGCUGGGCGUCUUCACCAGCUCGGUGCUGGGCCAGCUGCUGGUCACGGUGGGCAGGAUCCCCUUCUCCACGCUCAACUACAUCUCGCUGGCUUUCCUCGCCUUCAGCCUGGUCCUCACGCUCUUCCUGAAGCGCCCCAAGCGCAGCCUCUUCUUCAACCGCGGAGCGCCUGCCUGUGCCGGGGCCUCGCCCUCCGAGCUGGACCGGAUGAACCUGGGCCAAGUUCAGCCCACGGGUGGGAAGCCGGGCCAGCUGCCGGCCUCCUGGCGGGACUCAGCGCUCGCGCACAUGCUCCGCGAGCUGGGCCACACCGCGCGGCUGCCGCAGCUGCGCCUCUGGUCCCUCUGGUGGGUCUUCAACUCCGCCGGCUACUACCUGAUCGUCUACUACGUGCACAUCCUGUGGAACGUGGUCAACCCCACCACGGACACCACAAGGGUCUACAACGGCGGGGCGGAUGCCGCCUCCACUCUGCUCGGUGCCAUCACCUCCUUUGCCGCCGGCUUCGUGAAGAUCCGUUGGGCGCUGUGGGCUAAGCUGAUCAUCGCGGUGGUGACGGUGCUGCAGGCCGGGCUCAUCUUCCUCAUGUACAAGACUAGCAACAUCUGGCUGUGCUACUCGGCCUUCGUGCUCUUCCGUGGCUCCCACCAGCUCCUGGUGCCCAUCGCCACUUUUCAGAUCGCGUCUUCUCUUUCUCAAGAGCUCCGCGCCCUCGUCUUCGGAGUCAACACGUUCCUCGCCACUGUUCUCAAGACCAUCAUCACCCUCGUUGUCUCCGACAAGCGGGGCCUGGGCCUCCCAGUCCGCUCUCAGUUCCUCAUCUACUUUGUGUACUUCCUGGUGCUGUUUGUCGCCUAUGUCCUUGCGGCCUUGCUGUCGGGCCUGCGCCACUUCCGACAGGGCCGCCACCAGCCCCUGCCGCCGGCCCAGGAGCUGAUGAGCCCGGUGCAGGAGCAGGGUGUGCAGGACGGGCCCGCCCCAGAGGACGGCGUGUGGGCCACGGGGGAGCAGCCUGAGGCCAAGGCCUGACCCUGCCCGGCCUGCUCUCCUGGCCGGUAGGCGGCCAGGUUCCUGACGCCAGAGGCAGCCGAGCCUGGGCCUUGACCUCAGAGCUGACACGUCCCCAGCAGCUGCCUGUCUUCUGGGUGUCAGCGGACGGGUUUCCAGCAUCGUCCACAUCGUCAGAUUGUGGCGCUGGUGACUGACGGGACCCCGGUGCUCUGUCCCCGAGACCCAUGCCUCAGGGGCCUCCAGCCUCCGCAGGGGUCCUUGGCUCACCCCGAGCAGGGCACCCCUCAGCCCUGCUUCACGCCCUGGCCAUGACCCGCGGCCUCCCGGGGACGCCCAGGCAGCUGCCCGGCCACCGGGGGCUGGUUUGCUGUCCCUGCCUACACGUGGCCGGUGGGGGGGUCCACGUGCCCGCCAGACCUCUCUGCUUUCACCCCCUUGUCCCGGGGAAAUGGCAAGGUGGUCCCAGACGCGAGCCCGGGGGACCCGGUGCCCACGGGGUGUCCCGGGCCCUGGGGGUGGGGGCCGUGUUCCGGAGCCUGUGGCUGAACUGUGACGUCUGCAGUUGUCCAGGUACUUUCGUUGUAAACGAUGUUCUGUUCCUUUUUUAAAAAAACUGACAAAAAUGA
This is a messenger RNA of Balaenoptera acutorostrata (minke whale), 4657 nucleotides long. RefSeq names its product solute carrier family 19 member 1 (gene SLC19A1). Gene Ontology annotation, biological process: methotrexate transport; folate transmembrane transport. The transcript is spliced from 8 exons. The record is from RefSeq and is a predicted model, not a curated record. Gene Ontology annotation, cellular component: plasma membrane; basolateral plasma membrane; apical plasma membrane. Lineage: Eukaryota; Metazoa; Chordata; Mammalia; Artiodactyla; Balaenopteridae. Bases 2541 to 4049 code for a protein of 502 amino acids. Gene Ontology annotation, molecular function: folate:monoatomic anion antiporter activity; methotrexate transmembrane transporter activity; folic acid binding.